GAUCAAAGUGACUAUCAUUCGGUCACCGCUGGUCCGACGGUCGUCUUCAAAGAGCAAAAUGGUGAAGCUUACUCCCGAGCAAAUCCAGUUCUGGAAUGACAAUGGCUACAUCAAGCUGUCCGGGAUCUUCACGGAUGAGGAGCUGGAAACCCUUUCCAAGGAGUACGACCGGCUGUUCUUCUUGAAGAACAACCCUGGCAUGGAGGCGGCGCCGCUCGGAGCUGCUAUGGCGAAGGCAAAUAGCGGCGAUAAUUAUUCCGUCCACUCCAUCCACAACCUGCAGUAUCACAGCUCGAUCUUCGCCAAUGCGCUCCACAACGAGAAUCUUCUGGACGCCUUGGAAAGCGUAAUGGGCACCGAAGACAUCCUGCUUCAUCACACCAAGGCUCACUACAAGCCACCCAGAGUUGGAGCACCUUACCUUAUGCACCAGGACUACCACUACUUCCCGUUUAAGAAGCACUCCAUGGUAGCCGCCUUCAUCCACAUAGACAAGGCCGACCCCGAGAACGGAGGUCUCUGCAUCUACCCUGGCUCGCACAAGCUCGGACCUCUAGAAGAUGUAGGCGUCCUUGAGAAGGGAGACCGCAACCAUUACGUAGAUAAUAAAAAAUACCCCAUGGAGAAGGCAACGCCCGUGAUCGCCGAGCGCGGUGACGUGGUAAUCUUCUCGUACCUGACCGUGCACGGCAGCUACCGGAACGUGUCGGAGCGCCCGCGGCGCAUGUACCUCAUCCAGCUCAUGUCGGCCCACGAUGAGCCCGUGGCCAGCGUGCACAAGAGCUUGGGACAAGGCUGGGUGCUCCGAGGCAAGAACGACUACAAGAAAGCUGAUUUGGCUGAACGAUUCCUCCACUGA
Cydia fagiglandana is the source of this 859-nucleotide messenger RNA. RefSeq names its product phytanoyl-CoA dioxygenase, peroxisomal-like. The record is from RefSeq and is a predicted model, not a curated record. NCBI's taxonomy places the organism in Eukaryota, Metazoa, Arthropoda, Insecta, Lepidoptera, Tortricidae. The coding region runs from base 59 to 859 and encodes 266 amino acids. The transcript has 5 exons.